Messenger RNA from Symbiodinium sp. CCMP2592, 3564 nucleotides. The record is from the annotation of a GenBank genome assembly. Lineage: Eukaryota; Dinophyceae; Suessiales; Symbiodiniaceae.
AUGGCGGAGGCCGAGGCUGUGUACCGCUACGAGUCCGGAAACAUCGCACAUGCACCCAAGAAGGAUUACGGUCCUUUAGACUUCACUGGCAAGCUUGGUGGGGGCCUGCGACUCGAUAUCCGCAGGCGAGCGCCGCUUUAUUGCAGUGAUUGGACGGAUGCCUUCAAUCCGGAGAACUUCCAGAAAUCGGUGUCGUCCAUCUUGUAUCUGUUCAUCGCAGCCCUUGCCCCUGCGAUUACUUUCGGCAGUCGGUUCCUUGACGGCACGAACGGCCAGUUCGGAGUGAUGGAAAUGAUUAUGAGCACAUGUAUCAGCGGUUUGAUCUUCUCAACAUUUUCCGGCCAACCCCUUUCGAUUCUUGGGGCUACUGGUCCGUUCUUGGCCUACACGCUUGUCGUCUAUGACUUGGCAGUUGCCGUGGACGUGGAAUUCAUGCCGUUUUAUUUCUGGACAUGCAUGUGGUGCUCCCUCUUCACCGUCCUGGUUGCGGUCUUCGAUUUGUGCGCGCUCAUGAAGCACGUGACGAUGUUCAGCGAAGACAUCUUCGCAGGAUUAAUUUCGCUGAUCUUCAUCAUCGACGGAGCCCGGCCAAUCAUCGAGAAUUUUACGGAAAGCAGGCUGACGCUGACGAACUGCAUGUUUGAAGCCCUCUUGUUCCUUUGGACAUUUGGCUUAGCAACAUACUUGUCCAGCUUCCGCCGAAGCCCCUGGACUUUCCGAUUCGUUCGCAACUUUGCGGCCAAUUUCGCAGUGACCAUCGCCUUGGUGAGUGGCUCCGCUUUGGCUGCCAUUUACUCCAACGACACAGGCCUGAGGAUGUUGCAGGUGGACGCAGACUUCUCGCCAAACUUGAGCUUGUCCGAUGGCAGCAAGCGGCCGUGGAUCAUUAAUCCCGCCGGCAUGGACCGCCCCUUCCCAGCUUGGGGCAUUGCUUAUGCGAUCCUUCCGGCGAUUGGCUUCGCAGUGUUAGGUUACCUGGAUCAGAAUCUCACCAGUGUGAUCGUGAACAGACCCUCCAACGGUCUGAAGAAGCCGGCUGCGUACCACCUGGACUUGUUUGUUCGGGGAGCGCUCACGCUGCCUGUCUGUGCUGUGCUGGGCCUGCCGCUGUCCGUGGCCUCCACGGUGCCGAGCAUCACCCACGUAAUCUCGUUGACCACUUACGAGGUGAAGCAGCUUCCGGAAGGAGAGCGCAAGGUGCCUACGAAGGUGGUGGAACAGCGUGCUACCAACUUCUUGAUUCACGUGCUCAUUGGCUCAGCACUCUUCCUGGCACCAGUGCUGAAGUUCCUUCCCCGGGCCGUGCUGCAGGGCGUGUUCUUCUACAUGGGAAUCGCGAGCCUGACCGGCAACAACCUCUUCGACCGCUUGAAGCUGUGGCUCAUCUGGGACCCGGCGAAGUACCCACAGUACCACUACAUCCAGAAGCUGCCCAUCAGCCGAGUGCACCUGUACACCGUCGUCCAGGUCAUCUGUCUUGGAAUUCUGUAUGGGUUGAAAGCUAUCAAGGAAACGUCGGUGGUGUUCCCGUUCUUCAUGGCCUCCCUGGCCAUCAUCCGCAAGGCCAUGAGGUUCAUGUUCACCGAGGAUGAACUGAAGCAGCUGGACGGCCUUCCAGGUGAGGACGAGGAGGAGGAUGCCUCGAUGUCGAAGCCGGACAUUGUGAAUUUGGAGGGGAAGGAGGUGAAGAUCAUCCCGCCGCUGUACAGCCUCGCUGUCGGCAUCGGUGAGGCCCUGCAAGGCAUGUUCUGGGCCCCCUUGGCACGUGACGUGCAGCUGCAGCUCCAUGCCGGUGUGGUCGUUUUCGACAUGGAGUGCAUACAUGACAACCCGAGAGGGUCAUACCAGGCAUGUGGCCUCGUCGAGACUUCCAACCAGUGGGAGUGGAAAGAAAGAUGCCAAAUUAUUGAGUUUUCAGCCAUCGAUGUCAUCACAGGCGAAAGCUUUAGCGUGCGAUGCCGACCGCAGUUCAACUGGCAGGACGUGAGGUCCCAUGCAGCGCGCCGCUUCGCAGAGGAUCAUGGCCACCGCGAAAUUGUCGAGGACAUGGGCUUGCCAUUCUUCGAGGAAGUUUGGCAUUCCGAGUUGGUUCCUUUCCUCCAGCGUGCUGCCGGGGGAACAGGGAACGUCGUGCUCCUCGCUCACAACGGAGCAGCGCUGGACGAGUUUGUUUUGAAGAAAGAGAUCUACCGUCUUCGCCUGGACAUGUCUUGGUGUCCACGGCUGAUGUACGCGGACCCAGUGGCGGCCGUGAAGCAAAGCUACGGCAAUCCGGCAGUGGCGGCGGAGUACCGGGGCCGGCACAUGAGCCUGGCCCUGGCGGAGAUGCAUCAGAGGUAUGUCGGCGAAUCGAAGCGAAAGUUCAAGGCGCACAACGCACUGGAUGACUGCCACAUGCUCCUCGAGGUGCUUUGCCAUGCGCCGUAUGUGGCAGACGCUUUGGCUGACCACAUUUGCCACAUGAUUGGCCUCUCGGUACCGCAUCUUGCUAGCAUGCUGCGCAAUCGAUUGGCAAACCCCUUGAAUGUCCGGGACCCGCUUCCAGCUCCCCGCAUAUUGGAGCACUGCGGGAAGCGGUACUUGUUGAAGCCCUUUGCCUUCCUUCCGGUGCCGCCUACGUCUGUGCAGAUGCACGUGCCAACACCAGUGCUAGCGCCAGUCUCAACUGCUGCACCGAUUGGGUCGCAUGUGCCUUCACCGCCCCCUACGCCACCACCAGAGAACACCAUGAUGCCACCACCACCACCUCCGGAUGUGCCCCCGAGCCCACCGCCCUCGCCGCCGACCUUAGCUCCGGCCAUGCCGCCAGCGGCACCGGUUGUGGUUGGGUCUCCUGUCCGCACCGUCUCGGAUGUGGAAGAUGACCUAAAGAUAGAGGAUCCGAAGGAGAAGCGGAAGAAGAAGGCGAACAGCCGUGGCGAUUGGUGGCAGCACGCCGGCGGCUGGGAAUAUCAAGGACGUGAAUGGUGGGCCUGGCCCCACUGCGCCUGGGAUUCCUCCUACGAUGGAGGAGAAUGGCACUAUCCAGCUUGGGGCAAAGGAGGCUACCAGCCCUCCGGAAAGGGCCGCCAGAGAGGCGGAACUGCCAAAGGCAAGAGUGGGAAGAGCAAGGCCAAAGGCGGCAAAGCCGCCUCUCCGGUGGUUUCAGCUCCUAUUCCUCCUACGACGCAAAAGCCCAAUGGUGCCGAGAGCUCCACAAAAGCUUUCAAGUUCCAGAUCCACGGAGAACGGCGGAAGUUGACCGUGCUCAUAUUCCUCUUCAUGCUGCUGUAUGCCUGUGCGAUUCUGACCGCCAGGUGCCUGGGCAUGUCUGAGGAAGAGAUGUCUGACGAAGGAUCGAAGGCUGAGGAAGUCCGUGUGAUGUUCGACGGGGUGAUGCCCAGCAUGUUCGUGCUGUUCGAGUCAAUCACCUGCUGGAGUUUGAUGGGGUUCACGCCGCUCUUCCGCAUGAGCCCAGGAAGCAGGUUUGUGGCAGUGAUCUUCUACAUCUUCGCGAAUUGGGGCCUUCUGGCGGUGAUGACGGGUGUCGUCAGCGAGAAGAUGAUGGCCACGAAGGAGCCCUGA